Lactuca saligna is the source of this 426-nucleotide messenger RNA. Lineage: Eukaryota; Viridiplantae; Streptophyta; Magnoliopsida; Asterales; Asteraceae. The record is from the annotation of a GenBank genome assembly.
AUGGGAAAUGAUACCUACUUUGUACAUGUAGAUGAUGCAGUUGAAGUGCAAGCAGAGCUCCAGAAUAUGAGGCUGAGGGUAGACAAUCAAGAUCCUAUAGAUGCAACCGUAGGAGACGAAUUACCCAUACAUCCUUACCAUGUGAUGGCUUGGAAAUAUGAUUAUGACAUUGGUCGGGGUUUGAAGUUUGUGGUGUAUUCUAUGGAGGCAAUGAUGCAUCACAUGUUGAUAGUACCCAUGGUUGGAGCACUUGCUCACUACACUUACAUUCCUACUGGGAAGGAGCAACAGGAUAAGCAUGGAGGUGAGGGGUAUGCCACCCCGAAAUUACCUUUUCUUGAUUCGAAAUCGCGCAGACAGAACACAUGUUUUUCUAAAGAUACAACAACCACGACAUGGAAAAACAACACCAUGGCAUGGGCAUGA